AUGUCGACAGUCGCCGACGACCUGCUCAACGAUUUUGGGAGCUCAGGAGAUGAGGCAGACGAGCUGCAGAACGAUGGCCUCGUGCUCACAGAAAAGACGACGAAUGGCGAUCGCGACGCUAUGGAUGUCGACGACGACGACGAAAACGAAGAGGCUUCCGACGACGAGGCAGCGGGUGCGAUGAAUGACAUGGAGGAUACCGAGGCCACCAAGGCAAAGGUCGAGAAGAUGCAGCUUGGAGCCGUCAAAGAUGUUCGCAGCGUCGCCAGUUUGAUGCAGACGCUGGAGCCUAUCCUUGAGAAAAUCACCCAUUUCAAGUCGCAACCUACCUCGCAGCAGACCAACGUCGGCAAUAUCGAAGACCAUCCCGAGUAUCACCUGUUGACACAAUCAAACAGCCUCUCGACCAUGAUAGAUGGCGAAGUCGCGUUGGUUCACAAGUUCAUUCGCGAUCAUUACUCGACCAGAUUUCCCGAACUGGAACGACUCGUUACGACGCCAUUGGAAUAUGCCAAGGUGGUGGCUAUCAUUGGCAAUGGUCCGAUGGACGCGGAGAAUAUCAAGGCGCUCCAGACCUCGACAGAGAACCCUCUUGGCGUUGGGCUCAAAGCCGUCCUCGACGGUCCCUCGCUCAUGAUUGUCACGGUGGAAGCCACAACGUCCAAAGGUCAUGACAUGGUGCCUGAGGAGCUUCAGCGAGUGCGCCAGGCCUGUGAGAUGAUGAUUGCGCUGCACAAGGCGAAGCAAACGCUCACAGAAUAUGUGCAAUCGCGAAUGAAUAUCUUUGCACCCAAUCUAACGAUCCUCAUCGGAUCACUCACAGCAGCGCAACUUCUCAACGCCGCCGGAGGUUUGACAGGCCUAUCCAAGACGCCGGCAUGCAAUAUCCCUUCUUGGGGCUCCAAGAAGCGACAAGCUGGUCUGGCAACCAAUAUCGGAAUUCGUCAGCAAGGAUAUCUCUACAAUUCAGAAAUUAUCCGAGGUAUCCCCAACGACCUAAAGAAACAAGCGAUGAGAAUCGUAGCGGCCAAGCUGGUCUUGGCAGCACGAGUCGAUCGCAUUCAUUCCAGUGCUGAUGGCUCAACGGGAGAGCAGUUAAAGUCUGCCUGCUUGGAAAGAUUAGAGAAGCUUACAGAGCCCCCUCCAAACAAAGGACAGCGAGCACUGCCUGUACCAGAUGACAAACCCGCCAGAAAGCGAGGUGGCCGCCGGGCCAGGAAAGCCAAGGAGGCACUCGCCAUGACCGAACUGCGCAAAGCCCAGAACCGCAUGGCGUUUGGCAAGGAGGAGAAGGAAGUUGGCUACGGCAUGGGCGAGGGCACGGUGGGCAUGGGCAUGAUUGGCCAGUCCAACGACGGGCGCAUCCGAGGCAUGCAAGUCGACCAGCGGACACGAGCCAAAAUCGGCGUCAAGAGCAAAGGCUGGGGAGGAGCCAGCACACUGGGCGGCGGCACGGCAUCGUCAAUCGGAGGCUUUGGCAUGGCUCCCGGCAUGGAUCUUCGGGGCAAAGGACUGCGGUCCUCAGGGGUGGGAACUACUGUUGGCUCUGCUACCGGUACGGCAUCUUCGCUGGCCUUUACCCCUGUCCAGGGCCUGGAGCUUGUCGACCCAAAGGUCCGAGCCGACCUCAAUAAGAAACGCAAGGCUGAGGAAGACCGGUGGUUCAAGGGCGGCAGCUUCACGCAAGUUGGCAACGGCGGAGGAGGCGGUUUCAAGGUGCCAGAAUUGCCGGCCUCUAAGCGGGUCGACACGGGUGCGACGAAGAUGGGGCCGCCUCCGGUGCCGAACCGAAAAUGA
Messenger RNA from Trichoderma atroviride IMI 206040, 1797 nucleotides. RefSeq lists its product as uncharacterized. NCBI's taxonomy places the organism in Eukaryota, Fungi, Ascomycota, Sordariomycetes, Hypocreales, Hypocreaceae. Gene Ontology annotation, biological process: mRNA splicing, via spliceosome; spliceosomal tri-snRNP complex assembly. The record is from RefSeq and is a predicted model, not a curated record. Gene Ontology annotation, cellular component: U4 snRNP; U4/U6 x U5 tri-snRNP complex; precatalytic spliceosome.